AGCACCACUUUGCUCUGACGUCCGUCUCCAGAGCUCUGACGAUCGCCCCCGCCCUGCAGCCUUAUAAAGACUUUUCCCAAUACCCGGAUCAAUCGCCUCACCCCUCGCAUCCCUCAGUGGGCUCUUUACCGACCUCCUCCACUCACCCCUCGCCUCCCUCCCUCACUGCGGGCUCUCGUGGGGUGCCUGGAUCCCCAGAACAGCUCCCGGUGACGCCAAGAAGACUUGAUGAAGUAGCCCACUGUGAAAGGAUCUGCACGUUACCUUAAAUAAAAAAUGGCUUUCCAUGUAGAAGGAUUGGUGGCUAUCAUCCUCUUCUACCUCCUUAUAUUUCUGGUUGGAAUAUGGGCUGCCUGGAAAACCAAAAACAGUGGCAGCCCAGAAGAGCGCAGUGAAGCCAUCAUAGUCGGGGGUCGAGACAUUGGUUUAUUGGUUGGUGGUUUUACCAUGACAGCCACCUGGGUUGGAGGAGGCUACAUCAAUGGAACAGCUGAAGCAGUUUACGGACCAGGUUGUGGGCUAGCUUGGGCUCAGGCACCCAUUGGAUAUUCUCUGAGUCUGAUUUUAGGUGGUCUGUUUUUUGCAAAACCUAUGCGUUCUAAGGGAUAUGUGACGAUGUUAGACCCAUUUCAGCAGAUCUACGGAAAGCGCAUGGGUGGACUGCUGUUCAUCCCUGCACUCAUGGGAGAGAUGUUCUGGGCUGCAGCAAUUUUCUCUGCAUUAGGAGCCACCAUCAGCGUGAUCAUUGAUGUGGACGUGAAUGCAUCAGUUAUUGUCUCUGCACUCAUUGCCAUUCUUUACACCCUGGUGGGUGGGCUCUACUCUGUGGCAUAUACUGAUGUUGUACAGCUAUUCUGCAUUUUUAUAGGACUGUGGAUCAGUGUCCCCUUUGCCCUGUCACAUCCUGCAGUCACUGACAUCGGAUUCACUGCUGUGCAUGCCAAAUACCAGAGUCCCUGGCUGGGAACCAUUGAAUCAAUCGAAGUCUACACCUGGCUUGAUAAUUUUCUGUUGUUGAUGCUGGGUGGAAUUCCAUGGCAAGCCUACUUCCAGAGGGUCCUGUCUUCAUCCUCAGCCACUUAUGCUCAGGUGCUGUCUUUCCUGGCAGCUUUUGGGUGUCUGGUGAUGGCAUUACCAGCCAUAUGCAUAGGGGCCAUUGGAGCCUCAACAGACUGGAACCAGACUGCAUAUGGAUUUCCAGAUCCAAAGAGCAAGGAGGAAGCAGACAUGAUUCUCCCAAUUGUUCUGCAGUACCUCUGCCCUGUAUACAUUUCAUUUUUUGGGCUUGGUGCUGUUUCUGCUGCUGUCAUGUCCUCAGCGGACUCAUCCAUCCUAUCAGCGAGUUCUAUGUUUGCUCGGAAUAUCUACCAGCUUUCCUUCCGACAAAAUGCAUCAGACAAGGAAAUUGUGUGGGUCAUGAGGAUCACUGUGCUUGUGUUUGGAGCCUCUGCAACAGCCAUGGCCUUGCUGACGAAGACCGUGUACGGGCUCUGGUACCUGAGCUCAGACCUUGUGUACAUCAUCAUCUUCCCACAGCUGCUCUGCGUACUCUUCAUCAAAGGAACCAACACUUACGGGGCUGUUGCAGGUUAUAUUUUUGGACUUUUCCUGAGAAUUACUGGAGGAGAGCCGUAUCUAUACUUACAGCCCCUGAUCUUCUACCCUGGUUAUUACUCUGACAAGAAUGGUAUAUACAAUCAGAGGUUCCCUUUUAAAUCUCUCUCCAUGAUUACUUCAUUCUUGACCAACAUUUGUGUUUCUUAUACAGCCAAAUAUCUAUUUGAAAGUGGAACCUUACCUCCAAAAUUAGAUGUAUUUGAUGCUGUUGUUGCAAGGCACAGUGAAGAGAACAUGGACAAGACCAUUCUAGUCAGAAAUGAAAACAUCAAAUUAAAUGAACUUGCACCCGUGAAGCCUCGACAGAGCCUAACUCUUAGUUCAACUUUCACCAAUAAAGAGGCCCUCCUUGAUGUUGAUUCCAGUCCAGAGGGAUCUGGGACUGAAGAUAACUUACAAUGACCCCAUCUAAAUGAUACAGAACAAAGCAUUGCUGUAGGGUAGUCCUGGAAAGAAGGUGGGGAACUUAUCUAACACAUAUUAAAAUAAAAACUUUUAGAGGGAAAGGGUAUUUCAGAAAUAAAUUAUAAUAAAUGAGUUCAAAAAAAUAACAAUUGCACAGUGAGAAAGAGGCAAGUGUGAAGGCAACAGCUUUAUUUUUCAUCAAAGCACUUUUAAUUUUGAAUAGCUUUGUUAAGCAUAUAAAAACGUAUAAAGCCCCAGCCAAAGAGAGUGGCCAGAUAUUGCUUAUAUUUAUUAUGGAAAGAUGAAAUAUAUAUUAAAGAGUCCAUGGGGAAUAAAAGCCUGGAUGGCCCCAAACAUCUUUACUGGCUAAUGCACUGGACACCAGCUUAAUUACUACAAAGUGGAGGUUAUGUAUUUAUUCACAGUCACUUCUGUAAUUGAUACAGUGAGUUAAUCAGUUUCCUGCUCUUCAUGUGUGGAUUAGACUCUUCUUCCAUGAACUGAAUUGUGGCAUAUGCUCAAUUUUUCAUGUGCACUUUUUUAGCUUUUCUUGCUAUCCUGCAUGCACACUCUCUCUCCAUCCAUUCCUCCAUCCAAUCAUCUCCAUCCUUCUCUCUACCCACUUCUCAUUUUCUCCCUCACCCUCUCUCCAUAUUCUGUGGUCUGUGUGGUGCUGGAAAUCUAUUUCAGGACCUUGCACAUGCAAGGUAAGGGCUCUCCUACUGAGCUACUGAGCUAUGUCUGUUAUUUUUUUGUUGAUGCCAUAUAUUAUUUCUAAGCACAAGCAACACAAACAAAACUUAUUUAAUAAUGACAUUUAUUGUGUAAAUGAUGGAAAACAGAGUCUAUUUGGGGGUAGGAAAAAAGCACUGAGGUCUUUAAGGAUGCCCACAAUUGCCAUAUGCUCAAAGAAAAGUACCCAAAGCCAAGCAUGAAAAGGUUGUUGGACAACAUUAGAGCAAUAAGUCAAGAAAAAAAAAUUAGGAACGGGGGAAGAGGAGAAACAUAUUUCUAUCUCCAGCUUUUGUAAAUUAAAUGUUGCCAUGCCUUACAAAUGUAAUGUCUUGGCUUAUAUUGUAAGUCAGUAUUGGAGGCAAAGUUGAGCCAUAUGCCACUGUCUAACAUAUGUUACAGGUGGUGAUUGUUGCAACACCAUGCAUUCACUGAAUAUUUAUUACCAGCAGCUCCCAAACACCUCACCAAGAAACUGGAAAACAAACCCUACUCAAUUUUGGACAUUCACUAAUGGAAUAGUUUUGUGUUAAGGAUCUAUUCUGCGUACUUUUCCAUAUAAGCCACCUGUAGGGACUGGAUGGAUCAAAAUGUAAUAGAAAACAAAAAGUAAAAACAAAUCCUAAAGAAGAAGCCAUCACUUUUAAUAUCUGUUGUGUACAUGUAUUUCAAGAGGCCAAUCAUUAAGUAUAAUUUUGCUCCUCUGCAGCAUUCAGUAUUUCAUAAAAACCUUGUGCUCUGUACCAUAGAGCUCUUUUUUAUAGGUUGCAAUUGGAAUUAUCUCAAAGCAUCAAAAGGUGGACCUACUUUGUUUAAAAAUGUGAUUCAAAAAAUCCCACUGUGACUUUAAACUGUAAAGUUAAAUAAUUUUACAUAUCUUAAUGUCCUUCUUUUCAACUCUGUCUCAAUACUUGAGCCUCUUUACUAUGUGUGUACCUAAGGAAAAGAAAUUUUAUUUACCCAACAGCUUUUCUCAGAAUCAACUCAAUAACUUUGGAGAGUACUUGAAAGUACAAGGUCUGAGAGUGUGAAAUGUGGAGUGAGAAAAGAAUCAAAAAAGAAAAACACAGACAAAAAAGAAAAAAAAAAACCUUUGCUCAUGUAAAACUGUUAGUAACAGGGAUGCAAUUUCUGGUGAACAUGGUAUUUCAGAUCCACCAGGUCACCCAACAAAGACAAAAGAGUGAAUUUUGGUCACUUCAUUUUCAUGUGUCCUCCCUCAGACUGUUGAGGUGUGCGCUUCCUUACACACCGUGAAGCCCCACUCGCAGGGCAGAGACCAAAGCACAUUUUUUUUCACAGACAUUAUAUUUUGUAACGUUCUUCAUAAAUAACUGUCCAAAUAAUCUUAUUUGUUUAAACUAAACAUGUUAACGGUAAUUAGGAAACAUUUGCCUUGCCCAAAAUAUUAAAGCUAAACAAAGUGCAUAGACUAAUAAACACUGAUUUUUGUUUUAUUUUGAAGCUCAAAUAAAUACAUACUGUCAAAACAGAUAGCAAAAAAUCACAGUCAUAAAAUUUGCUAAAUAUAACCAAGAUGAUAUUUAAAGUAUUAAAAUAGCAAAAAUGUGAGAAAAGAAUUCCAAGACAUUUUUUCAUGCACACUCUGCAGUGAGUUUCCCCUGAUUCUCAAGCACAGGAAGAAGCUUCAGGGUACAGAAGGUCUGCUCUAUUUUGGAAUGAUGACAUCUCUAAAUUAUUUCAGAUUCAGACAGUGAACCUCAUUUUCAAAUCCAUCCCCAAGGAAAUCAUAUUACCCAAGUGUUUCACAGUCUUGCUUUGGAAGUAAUACCUGUGGUAGCACCAGAGAAAGACAGAUGUUUCACUCCCAUGCUUUGCCAAUGACUAAACCAUGUUUCUUAGGUAAUUUGUGUGC
This is a messenger RNA of Meriones unguiculatus (Mongolian gerbil), 4630 nucleotides long. It is a transcript of the gene Slc5a7, whose product is annotated as solute carrier family 5 member 7. Gene Ontology annotation, molecular function: choline:sodium symporter activity. The record is from RefSeq and is a predicted model, not a curated record. The transcript is spliced from 9 exons. Bases 277 to 2019 code for a protein of 580 amino acids. Lineage: Eukaryota; Metazoa; Chordata; Mammalia; Rodentia; Muridae. Gene Ontology annotation, cellular component: axon; perikaryon; dendrite. Gene Ontology annotation, biological process: choline transport; transmembrane transport; synaptic transmission, cholinergic.